GGGGUAGCGCGGUCUCUUCGGUCGUUGUUAGGCGUGCGUCCAAGCGGAAACUGGAAGUGAUUUUUCGUUUACCGGUUUUUACUACCGCGAUGUAUUACCGUUGUGGUACGAGAGGUGCUAUCUGAUGACGAUUUUGAGAGCGACGGAGGGGCGUGAGAGUGGCGCUUUUGUGGAGAGGCUGAAAGAGAACGCGGCGCCGUUGCUUGUAGGAAGAGCGGCGGGAUUAGACGCUGCUGCUUGCUGAAGAGGCGCCUCAAGAGCAAAAACUGAAGCAGCUGGAAGAAAAGAAAUUCGGAGUUCGGUGACGGCGGUGGCUCGUAUUCGGGUUGGUGCCUGGCUGAUCCACCAUGUCUUUAGCAGAUGAACUUCUGGCUGACCUUGAGGAGGCAGCUGAGGAAGAGGAUGGAAGCUUUGUGGAUGAGGAGGAUGAGCCUACCAUUGAGGAUGUCCAAGAGGAGAUGCAAAUGGAUCUGGCAACCGAUUCAGUCAAGAGUAUUGCCAAGCUUUGGGACAGCAAGAUGUUUGCUGAAAUCAUGGUUAAGAUUGAGGAAUACAUCAGCAAACAACCGAAAGCAUCUGAAGUUCUAGGCCCAGUUGAGGCUGCUCCUGAAUACAGAGUCAUUGUGGAUGCCAACAAUCUCACGGUGGAAAUUGAGAAUGAGCUGAACAUCAUUCACAAGUUUAUCCGGGAUAAAUACUCCAAGCGAUUCCCGGAACUGGAAUCCCUUGUCCCUAAUGCUUUGGACUACAUCCGAACUGUAAAGGAGCUGGGCAACAGCUUGGAUAAAUGCAAGAACAAUGAGAACCUUCAACAGAUUCUCACCAAUGCUACUAUCAUGGUGGUCAGUGUCACAGCGUCCACUACCCAGGGGCAACAGUUAACAGAGGAAGAACUGGAGCGCAUUGAGGAGGCCUGUGACAUGGCCCUGGAGCUGAACCAGUCCAAGCACCGCAUCUAUGAAUAUGUGGAGUCCCGCAUGUCCUUCAUUGCCCCCAACCUGUCCAUCAUUGUGGGAGCCUCCACUGCUGCAAAGAUCAUGGGUAUUGCUGGUGGCCUCACAAACCUCUCCAAGAUGCCUGCCUGUAACAUCAUGCUCUUGGGAGCCCAGAGGAAGACUCUGUCUGGAUUUUCCAGCACUUCCGUCCUGCCUCAUACCGGCUACAUCUACCACAGUGACAUUGUACAAUCAUUGCCUCCGGAUCUACGGAGGAAGGCCGCUCGGUUGGUGUCUGCAAAAUGCACACUGGCAGCACGUGUGGACAGCUUUCAUGAAAGUGCCGAGGGAAAGGUUGGUUAUGAUCUCAAAGAGGAGAUUGAAAGGAAAUUUGACAAGUGGCAGGAGCCCCCUCCUGUUAAGCAAGUGAAGCCCCUGCCUGCACCUUUGGAUGGACAAAGGAAGAAACGUGGAGGCCGCAGGUAUCGUAAGAUGAAGGAGCGUCUCGGCUUGACAGAAAUACGAAAGCAGGCAAACCGGAUGAGCUUUGGAGAAAUUGAAGAGGAUGCUUACCAGGAAGACCUUGGGUUUAGCCUGGGCCACCUGGGCAAAUCGGGCAGUGGCCGUGUCCGACAGACACAAGUCAACGAGGCCACGAAGGCGCGCAUCUCAAAGACUUUGCAGCGCACACUCCAAAAGCAGAGCAUGGUGUAUGGAGGGAAGUCGACCAUCCGGGACCGCUCCUCGGGUACUGCCUCCAGUGUGGCCUUCACUCCUCUGCAGGGUUUGGAGAUUGUGAACCCACAAGCGGCUGAGAAGAAAGUAGCUGAAGCCAACCAGAAGUACUUCUCCAGCAUGGCAGAGUUCUUAAAGGUGAAGAGUGAAAAGAAUGGAAUCAUGUCCACCUCCUAAUGUGCUCUUCCUUCUGGCAUGGACGCUGCUUGUGUUAACUGGCAGUCAGAACAAUAAAACAGAUGCAGGCAGGAGAGGCCUGUACACAAGAGGUGAACCUUUUCUCUUGGACUAGCAAAGACUGGACAGUUCUGAAGAAAUGGAUGUCAUCUCUGGACAUCCUGGGCCAAGUCCUCUUUUUUUUUUUUAACCAAAAGGAUCUCUAUAGAGAACCCUCUCCUCUUGUUGCAGCUGUCUGUUGCAUGAUAGAGAACAAAAACCUUCUCCCAGGUCUCAUUCCAAAUCAGAUUUGUUGAUAUGAGCUUUUUUUUAAUGGCUUGGAAGGGCUAACUAAAAGUAGCAGCUGAGAAAUGAUCCUUCUGUAUUAGACUUCAGCUGAAGCCACACACAUACACACAGGGGUCCUUUAAAUAUACAAGAAUGAGUAACUGUUAAGAAGUGUAAGUGAUAUGGAAGGAUUUGAAGAUAACUGUCAAUUGUGGCUCUCCCUGUAGAGUGCCUAAUCAAGAGAUCACAUUUUCUCAGUGUACAAUUUUCAGCUCAUUGGGGUUGGGGAGGCAAAUGGCAUUUCCUGGGUGUGGUGGGCGCUGUGCCGCCUAGAAUGUAUGAUAUAGAUGCCAAUAAUUGCUGUUACCUGACUUUUUGCAAGAAGUAUGUCUUCUUGCAAGAAGUAUGUCUAGAAAAAUUGCAUUGUAUGUUUAGAUUUUUCCUAGUCUAAAUUUAGGAACUCCGAAGUCUUGGCAUAAAAGUAGCAGCUGGAUGUGUGGGAUAUGUAUUUAAACAGCUGUAACAUCAAACUUUUAUUUGUCUUGAUGUGUGAAAUUUUUCGGAACAAAUAGAACUCCAUUGGAACCUG
Eublepharis macularius is the source of this 2703-nucleotide messenger RNA. It is a transcript of the gene PRPF31, whose product is annotated as pre-mRNA processing factor 31. Gene Ontology annotation, cellular component: precatalytic spliceosome; U4 snRNP; U4/U6 x U5 tri-snRNP complex. Gene Ontology annotation, biological process: spliceosomal tri-snRNP complex assembly; mRNA splicing, via spliceosome. Bases 348 to 1847 code for a protein of 499 amino acids. The record is from RefSeq and is a predicted model, not a curated record. The transcript has 14 exons. NCBI's taxonomy places the organism in Eukaryota, Metazoa, Chordata, Lepidosauria, Squamata, Eublepharidae.